Molecule: messenger RNA, 3425 nt
Organism: Eublepharis macularius
Lineage: Eukaryota; Metazoa; Chordata; Lepidosauria; Squamata; Eublepharidae
Gene: AMD1
Product: adenosylmethionine decarboxylase 1
Exons: 9
Coding region: 425-1447 (340 amino acids)
Biological process (GO): spermine biosynthetic process; spermidine biosynthetic process
Cellular component (GO): cytosol
Molecular function (GO): adenosylmethionine decarboxylase activity
Source: RefSeq, a predicted model, not a curated record
GGCCGGCGACAUUAGCUAGCGCUCGCUCUACGCUUUUCUCUGUAACAGGGGAACACACGGAAUACAAGGAACCGAACCGCAUCGCCUGCACGCCUGCCCACUCCGCGCUUCUAUCCUUCCACCUCGCGUCCGUCUCCCUUUCCCUUUCGAAAGGACUCUGUAACGACCCCGUUACCUUUCCUGCAACCGCUCGCUGGUGUUUCUUUUUUCUAAAAGCUUAAUAUAAGAUUACUCCCCCGUUAAAGGUGAAGCCUGUCCUGGACGGGCUGCGAGGCGGCCCCGAGCAACAGCAACAGUAGUGACCAGCCGUAACCGGUGUGUAGGUGAGGAGGAGAAGGAGGGCGGCGGCGGCAGCAGCAGCAGUUUGGUCGGGGGUGCCUGUCGUUAAUUUCUGUGGUUGUUGGUUUUACGGAGUUGUCUCACCAUGAUGGAGGAGAACGGUGCACACUUUUUUGAAGGGACCGAGAAGCUCCUGGAGGUGUGGUUCGCCCGGCAGCAGCCCUCGCAGCAGGAGCCGCACCAGAGCAAGGGAUCCGGCGACCUCCGCACCAUUCCCAGGUUUGAAUGGGACAAACUUUUGGAGAAUGUGCAUUGUUUGAUCAUUAGUGUGACAAAAACUGACAAGCAGGAAGCUUAUGUACUCAGUGAGAGUAGCAUGUUUGUCUCCAAGAGACGUUUCAUUUUGAAGACAUGUGGUACCACCCUCUUACUGCAGGCACUGGUUCCCCUGUUAGAGCUUGCUAGAGAAUACUGUGGGUUUGACUCCAUUCAGAGCUUCUUUUAUUCACGUAAGAAUUUCAUGAAGCCUUCCCACCAAGAGUACCCACACAGGAAUUUCCAGGAAGAAGUAGAGUUCCUUAAUGAAAUUUUUCCAAAUGGAGCAGCUUAUUGCAUGGGCCGUAUGAAUUCUGACUGCUGGUACUUGUACACUCUGGAUUUUCCAGAGAGUCGAGUAAUCAGCCAGCCAGAUCAAACACUGGAAAUUCUGAUGAGCGAGCUUGACCCAGUAGUUAUGGACCAGUUCUACAUGAAAGACGGUGUUACUGCAAAUGAUGUCACUCGUGUGAGUGGAAUUCGUGACCUGAUACCAGGUUCUGUCAUUGAUGCUACAAUGUUCAAUCCUUGUGGGUAUUCAAUGAAUGGGAUGAAAUCAGAUGGAACUUAUUGGACUAUUCACAUCACUCCAGAGCCAGAGUUUUCAUAUGUUAGUUUUGAAACAAACAUAAGUCAGACAUCCUAUGAUGACCUAAUUAGAAAGGUCAUAGAUAUUUUUAAGCCAGGAAAAUUUGUGACAACGCUCUUUGUUAAUCAGAGCUCAAAGUGUCGCACAGUGUUUUCUUCAGCCCAGAAGAUUGAAGGUUUUAAGCGUCUAGAUCGCCAGAUUGCUCAGUUCAGUGACUACAACUUUGUUUUUACCAGUUUUGCCAAGAAUAAACAGCAGAGUUGAUUAAGAGAAAUGAAGAAAAAGCGCAAAAAGAUACCCCAUAGAGGAGGUGGUGAUUGCUUUCUAGUUAAUGAUACAAGGGGCCAUAUUUUUCAUAUCCACCUCGUAGUCGCAGAAAGCCCUAGAUGUAAUCAUAGUAUAAUUUUCAAUUGUAUGCAUUAUUAUAUCAAAAAUUUAGAUAUAUUGCAUGAAUGCUCUCUUCUGUGUUUAGGUAUUCUAUUUCACUCUUGCUGUGAAAUUGAAAUGCAUGUAGAAAAAUUUUACUGUAUGAGACUUUACGACACUUGUAAAAAUAAUUCCAAUAGGAUUACAUGCAGUAUAGUUUUUCUCCAAGUAUCACCAAAAAUUCCCCACAGACAAGGAUUUCGUCCUCAUUAGAAUUUUUCCUAAACCCGCUUAUCUGGAACAGCUAGUUGUUGCCUUUUUCCCAAAUAAACACAGUAACUUGAAACUUUUUUAAAAAAAUCUCUUUAAGUUACAGUACACAAUACAAAUAGCUAAACAUUUGAGUUAUUUAUAAAUUCCUUAAUGGUUGGCUCAAACUUUUUGUGAUUAGAAGCGUUGAGACUGAUAGAACAAGACUACUUACACAUGGACUACUUCACUAUUUUUGUUUGAGUUUAAUAAAAUUUGUUACUACUUUAGACUUGUAGACCUUUCCAGAAUCACCUAAGAGAACAAUGUACUAGAGUCAACGCACUAAUUGUUCACCUCUGGAAAUUUACUAAUUGGUUAUUUUGGUUGUCUUUAGACCAAAAGUUCUGUUCAGUGUUUGGCAUUUGCUAACGGGCAACCCCCAGCAACUGAUAGAAGUUUGUUGAAUGGUUGUUUUAAGUGUACUGACAACAUGGACUUGGCUGGCACACCAGAGCUUGCUGCAGACACUUCACGAACUUCAAAUACAGUUGCAGCUUUCUGGAAUCCAACUUGCUUGGAGACUGGUGCUGUUUAAUGUAACUUGGUUAUUGAGACCUGGUAAACUUAGAGGAAUGCAACUCGGAACUACUGCACAAAACUGAUAGUGGUCAUUUCUUAUUGUGAACUUACAUGCUGGCUGAAAUGUUACUUCAUAGUAAUCCAACACCAUAUGUCCUUCUACACUGUGAUUUCAUGUGACACCAUUGUGCAUGUGAUAGUUAAGCUGAAAUUUAACAAUAUUGUGGCUUCAUCUGUGUUUCUUCCUAAUUAAUGUGCGGUUUAUUUUAUAUAACAUGAAAAGUGUUGAGUGAUUUUUUUGCUACAGCAAGCAAAAUCGGGAAUGUAGACACACUGAAGUGCAACACUAUGUAAAACAUUAACUAAAAGGUACAGGCAUCAAAUAGUCACUUCAUGGGUAUGGAGCUAAUAAAUGCAAGCUUCUGAGAACUAGUGUGUUCAGGUAUGCUUGCAAAUACUUGGGAUUUCAGCUGUUGUGAGACCAGCAAGUCUGUUACAAAUUUUGACUCUGUCCUAGCUAUGUUUUUGAUUCUCUGAAUAUGAAAAUAUUUUGUUCCUUCUGUAUUUAUAAAUGAAGCACUUUUUUAGUGUUUCUAAACUACUAAAUCUGCUUGGUUGGAAAUCAAGCAGUUGGAACACCGUGACUUUUUUAUUUUAAACGUAUUUUUUCUACCAAAAUUACAAAUUUGCUUUUAAGUAGCACCUGAAAGUUUAGGGUGCUCUAGAGUUUGAGGACCAAUGUUUCAAACACUUUUUGUUCUUGACAAGUGCCCCAUGUGAAUGGCACUGCUUCUUGGCUUGGUCUGCUAGACUGAAGAUCCCAUUCUAAGUAAUGUUGAAAAUGCAGAUUUGGGUGGGGGGAAAGCCAUGGUUAGAAAGCUGUUGAAUGGGUAUUAAUGAACACUAGGGUGAUCAAAAGAGGGGGUGAUGUUUGGUGUUAAACUUCUCUCUGUGGUGUUAGACAUGAAUCAUUAAAAUGUACAAAAAUAUAUCUGUACCAGAAAUCAUAAUGCUUCAAUAAAAGUUUGCUUUUGCAAAAAGUAAA